Molecule: messenger RNA, 1253 nt
Organism: Tripterygium wilfordii
Lineage: Eukaryota; Viridiplantae; Streptophyta; Magnoliopsida; Celastrales; Celastraceae
Product: cyclin-J18
Exons: 9
Coding region: 67-660 (197 amino acids)
Source: RefSeq, a predicted model, not a curated record
CUCAAUGACCUGCUACAUAAAAUUCAAAAGUGGUCUCGGACUCUUUGGUUCUUAUUUGGGAUACAUAUGCGGAGGAGUGAGUGCCAUUCCGAUCUUCGGCUUCGGGCGGUGGGCUUCCUCGUCCAUUCUGCUCAUGAACUUCAAAUUAGACCGAUUGUGAAAUACACUGCAUUGUCCCUGUUCGCUGAUCGAUUCUACCCGUCUCUCACCAGGUACCUACAAGAGAACGAUAAGGGAAAUUGGCUUUUACGACCCAUAAGAGAGAGCAGUUUGCAGUUAUUUGCACUAGUUUCUAUUUGGGUUUCGAGCAAAAUACAUGAUUCUUGUCCACUAUCUGUCAAAAGUUUGAAGUGUUUUGGGGACAAAAUAAUCAGAGAGCAACAUUUUACAGCACGAGAUUUCAUGGAAGCAGAGGUGACAUUUUUGAAGGUAUUGGAUUAUGAGAUUGGUGCGGGAAAUAUUGCUUUCAGAUUCCUUGAGGAGCUGCUGCUUCAGUUCAAGGCAGUGGCAAAAGUUGGGGAACUCGUUAAUUUUGAAGCAUGUUUGGACAUCAUUGAUAUUCUUUACGAGAAGGAAGAGUCAUCAGUUCUUUGUAGUUCUCCCCUUUCUCUUGCUGCAUCAACAUUGGCAUGUUGCUUCAUAUGUCAUCACAGUUCCUAAACAGAGGUGGGAGUUUCCUGUUCUCUCCUGGGUGAAGUUUGUAACAUCGUGCAAGGAAGAGGAAAUUGCAAACCUUGUAAGAGACAUCCUUAAGCAUGUCUUUGCGCCUUGAAGUUGAAUAUGAAGGCAUUUUAGGAAAAAGCAAUUCAUGGUAUGCCCCAAGUCUUACGCAACUGCUCUUCUAUAGUUUUUUUUUUUUAUAUUUUUUUAGUCGAUACUCGAUCUGCCAAGUUACCUAAUUUGAGCUAGAGAACAACAUGAAUGUAAAGAUGAAGUACGGAAAAAAAAAUAUGGGAAACAUGGUGUGACCUAUAUGUGUGAAUCCAGAAAUGUACAAAGUUUUCUUUUCUUCAUCUCUCAGCUCAACCAUAUGGCCGCUGAUUUUAUCUGUGAAACAGCUUCAGUAUUUAUAGUUCAAAUUCCUGAAAAAAAAAGUUAAAAUAGACAAUAUUGUGGAUUUGAUUCUGCUCCUCGUGGUACUAGUACACUAUGUCCAAUAACCAGUCGUCAUGUUUUUCUCUUGUUCCUUUUCAGAUGUGUUGUAAACUUAUAUUAAUAUAUUUAUAUAUUUAACAUUCCAACCUUCAAUAGUA